AUCCCUCGAGGAAUGCUCGGAACUAGGCGAUUUACCCAAAAAAAUGAAAAGGCUCAUUAGCCUUCGAUAUCUAUACAUAACAACAAAGCAAAAGAGUUUACAAGAAACUGGAAUACAAUACCUGGAAAAUCUGCAAAGUUUGGGAAUUGUUGGAUGCGAAAAUGUUCAAAUUCUGUUUGAAGGCACCUGCCGACUGACUCACCUUCGAAAAUUUGAAAUUAGAAAUUGUGGGAGACCAAUCUCUGUGCCUUUUGGGGAAUUAAUCACCCUAGAGUCCUUGGUGAUCGAUCGCUGCCAGCUCACGUUAGCCCAGGAGAAUAGGUCUUACUUUUCGUUGAAUCUUCGUACUCUAGUAAUAUCAGAGUGCGACCAAGUGAUGGAGUUGCUCCAAUGUCUUGAAGGAUCGGCUUGCACUUUGGAGUCCUUUUGUGUCUAUGAUUGCCCGAGCUUGACUGCUGUACCCGAAUGGCUGCCCAAUCAUACACGUCUCGGAUUAAUUCGCUUGAUCCGAUGUCGCAACUUAUUGUCUAUGCCGCAAAGAAUUCGUUCACUCACUGCCCUCAAAGAAUUGCGCAUUGUAAAGUGUGGUGAACUGAGCAUAAGAUGCGAGGCUCAAACCGGCGAGAAUUGGCACAAAUCGCUCAUGUUGCACGAAUCCAACCUGAUUUCAUACAUGUACUAUAGACGGAGGAUCAGAGGACUAGAUGAAUUCCUAUGAUCUAUGUGGCACGCUAUGUGGAUCUCUUCGAAGAUUUGAUGUGCACCCAGUUAAUCCUUCGUGAAUCUCUUUCAUAUUUAGGUAUGAAAGCAAUGGC
Messenger RNA from Syzygium oleosum, 815 nucleotides. RefSeq names its product putative disease resistance protein At3g14460. The transcript has 2 exons. The coding region runs from base 44 to 718 and encodes 224 amino acids. The record is from RefSeq and is a predicted model, not a curated record. NCBI's taxonomy places the organism in Eukaryota, Viridiplantae, Streptophyta, Magnoliopsida, Myrtales, Myrtaceae. Gene Ontology annotation, biological process: defense response to fungus.